GAGAAAAAAAACGACGGACGUGUUUGUUUUCGCUGCGCGUUACAAAGAUUUUCCUGGCGUUGGCCGAUACAGUCCGCGAGACGGCAAGCUCCUGUCGUUCCUGACGAGAGCAGAAGAAAAACGGUACGGUUGUGUAUUUGCUAAAAAAAAGCACGCUGCCCACGUGCACAGCGUACCGGAUUAGUGUAGUGUUUUAGUGUGUGCGUAUAUAGUGUGAGUGUGCGUGUGUGCGUGUUAGUGUGCUCCCGUAAAACGUCCGAUCCGCCCUUUCCUCCCCCCUUUCCCUCUACUAACCACAGCAAUCAACGUAAGCCUUGGUGUGUGUGUGCUCUAAACCCUGUGUGGCACACACUGCUUGCAAAGGCGAGAUAGAGGAGGAGCAUCGUAGUAAGCGCAGGCACCGGAAGAGCCCCGACCGAAGCUGGAUGCGUCCGAGAUCGGGCUGAGGGAAAUGUCGGCGAACCGUAGCCGCUCGAUGCUAUCGGUCAACCUCGAGGCGGCCGCCAUGGCCAACGAUCCGCUGCGCGAGCUGUUCGAGGCGUGCAAGACGGGCGAUCUGGCGAAGGUGAAGAAGCUGAUCACGCCGCAAACGGUGAAUGCGCGCGAUACGGCCGGAAGGAAGUCGACCCCGUUGCACUUUGCUGCCGGUUACGGCCGACGGGACGUGGUCGAGUUUUUGCUGGCAAACGGUGCUUCCAUACAGGCGCGGGAUGACGGUGGACUGCACCCACUCCACAAUGCCUGCUCGUUCGGGCAUGCGGAUGUCGUGCGUCUGCUGCUCGAAGCCGGUGCCAAUCCGAACACGCGCGACAACUGGAACUACACGCCGCUGCACGAGGCGGCCAGCAAGGGCAAGAUCGACGUUUGCAUCGCCCUGCUGCAGCACGGUGCCGAUCCGAGCAUUCGCAACUCCGAGAACAAGAUACCGCUCGAUCUGGCCGACCCGUGCACACGCCCCGUGCUGACCGGGGAGUACCGCAAGGACGAGCUGCUCGAGGCGGCACGCUCCGGUUCCGAGGAGCGCCUGCUGGAGCUGCUGACACCGCUGAACGUCAACUGCCACGCCAGCGAUGGGCGCAAAUCGACGCCGCUGCACCUGGCGGCCGGGUACAACCGGAUCCGGGUGGUGCAGAUCCUGCUGCAGCACGGUGCGGACGUCCAUGCGAAAGACAAGGGCGGGCUGGUGCCGCUACACAACGCCUGUUCCUACGGCCACUUCGAGGUGACCGAGCUGCUGAUCAAGCACGGUGGCAACGUGAAUGCGAACGACCUGUGGGCGUUUACGCCGCUGCACGAGGCCGCCUCCAAGAGCCGGGUCGAGGUGUGCAGUCUGCUGCUGAGCGAGGGGGCCGAUCCGACGCUGCUAAACUGCCAUAACAAGUCGGCGAUCGAUUCCGCCCCGACCCGGGAGCUGCAGGAGAAGAUUGCCUACGAGUAUAAGGGCCACUGCGUGCUGGACGCAUGCCGCCAGGCGGACAUACAGCGGCUGAAGAAAAACCUCACGACCGAAACGGUCAACUUUGUGCAUCCGUACUCGGGCGACACGCCGGUGCACGCGGUCGCCCAGUCCGUCUACCCGAAGCGCAAACAGGUGCUGGAGGUGCUGAUACGCAAGGGCGCGCUGCUGAACGAGAAGAACAAAGACUUCCUGACGCCGCUCCACAUCGCGGCGGACAACUCGCACUACGAGCUGAUGGACGUGCUGCUGCGGCACGGUGCCAAGGUGGAUGCGCUCGACGGGCUCGGCCAGACGGCGCUGCACCGGUGCGCCCGGGAGGACAACAUCCAGGCCUGCCGGCUGCUGCUGUCGUACGGCAUCGACAUCAGCAUCGUGUCGCUGCAGGGCUACACCGCGGCCCAGCUCGCGACGGAGAACGUGCUGAAGAUACUGCAGGAUCCACCGUCCGACACGGUCGAUCUCGAGUGUCAGCUGCUGGAGGCGGCCAAGGCGGGCGACCUCGACACGGUGCGGCGCAUCGUGCUGUCCUCGCCGAUGACGGUCAACUGCCGCGAUCUGGACGGGCGCCACUCGACGCCGCUACACUUUGCGGCCGGGUACAAUCGCGUGCCGGUGGUUGAGUUUCUGCUCGAGCACGGUGCGGAGGUGCACGCGUCGGAUAAGGGCGGGCUGGUGCCGCUGCACAACGCGUGCUCGUACGGCCACUACGAGGUGACGGAGCUGCUGGUCAAGCACGGUGCCAACGUGAACGUGGCGGAUCUGUGGAAGUUUACGCCACUGCACGAAGCGGCCGCCAAGGGCAAGUACGAAAUUGUCAAGCUCCUGAUCAAGCACGGAGCUGACGUGACAAAGAAGAAUCGUGACGGCGCUACGCCGCUCGAUCUCGUCCGGGAAGGUGAUCAGGAUGUGGCCGAUCUGCUGCGAGGCAAUGCAGCGCUACUCGAUGCCGCCAAGAAGGGCAAUUUGGCGCGUGUACAGCGACUCGUCUCGGCCGACAACAUCAACUGUCGGGAUGCACAAGGGCGCAACUCAACACCGCUGCAUCUGGCUGCUGGAUACAACAACCUGGAGGUGGCGGAGUAUCUCCUCGAGCACGGUGCCGAUGUGAACGCGCAAGACAAGGGCGGCCUGAUACCGCUGCACAAUGCGUCCUCCUACGGGCAUCUGGACAUUGCCGCGCUGCUCAUCAAACACAACACGGUGGUAAACGCGACGGACAAAUGGGGCUACACGCCGCUGCACGAAGCGGCCCAGAAGGGGCGCACGCAACUGUGUUCACUACUCCUCGCCCACGGAGCCGAUCCGUUCAUGAAGAACCAGGAGGGACAGACCAGCCUCGAUCUCGCCACGGCUGAGGAUGUCAAGUGUUUGCUGCAGGACGCGAUGGUCGCCUCCCAGGGCACGGUGGCCGGUGGCACUGCUGCUGGGGCUGGUGCUGGCACCUCGCAGGGAGGCAUCCUGUCGGCCAACGGCACCCUCUUGGCAACGAGCUGCUCGCCAACCACCGAAACAGUGACGCUGCCGACGGGCGCCUCCAUGACACUGUCCGUCCCGGUGCCACAGCUCCCGGUUCGUAGCUGUCUCAGCCCGGCGCAGGGCGCUGAAGCGAACGUGGACGGCAUUGUGGUGGACCACGAUGAUAAGAUGCCGUCCAUACCGUCGAUUGAGUCGUCCGUUUCGGUGUUCCUUACCAGCCUGCAGCUGGAGCAUCUGAUAGAUCUGUUCGAGCGCGAACAGAUCACGAUGGAUAUAUUGGCCGAGAUGGGGCACGAAGACCUGAAGCAGGUCGGCGUUUCGGCGUACGGCUUCCGGCACAAGAUACUCAAAGGCAUUGCGACGCUUCGCGCCACUACAGGACUUGGCCUUACACCGAACCCGGGCACACUGCUGGUGGAUCUUCUUCCCGACGACAAGGAGUUCCUUGCGGUCGAGGAGGAAAUGCAGGCCACCAUUCGGGAGCACCGCGACAACGGCCAUUCUGGUGGCUAUUUCAAUCGUUACAACAUUGUUCGGAUACAAAAGGUGCAGAAUCGGAAGCUUUGGGAGCGGUACGUGCACCGGCGGCAGGAAAUAUCGGAAGAGAACGGACACCAGGCGAGCGAACGGAUGCUGUUCCACGGCUCACCGUUCAUCAACGCGAUCGUGCAGAAGGGCUUCGACGAGCGGCACGCGUACAUCGGAGGAAUGUUCGGGGCCGGUAUUUAUUUCGCGGAGCACAGCUCCAAAUCGAACCAGUACGUGUACGGUAUCGGUGGCGGUAUCGGGUGUCCCACGCACAAAGACAAAUCCUGCUAUCAGUGCCAUCGGCAGUUGCUGUUGUGCCGUGUGGCGCUUGGAAAAUCGUUCCUACAGUUUAGCGCGAUGAAAAUGGCCCACGCACCGCCGGGACAUCAUUCCGUGAUCGGGCGACCCUCGGCCGGUGGUUUGCAUUUUCCCGAGUAUGUCGUUUACCGCGGAGAACAGGCAUAUCCGGAGUAUUUGAUAACGUACCAGAUUGCAAAACCGGACGACGGUGCGAACGGCGAAGAGCCGGCAAGAUGAUGGACGAUCUCUGCCGCUAGUAACAUCAGC
Anopheles arabiensis is the source of this 4030-nucleotide messenger RNA. RefSeq names its product poly [ADP-ribose] polymerase tankyrase (gene Tnks). Gene Ontology annotation, molecular function: protein binding; NAD+ poly-ADP-ribosyltransferase activity. Bases 452 to 4000 code for a protein of 1182 amino acids. The record is from RefSeq and is a predicted model, not a curated record. Lineage: Eukaryota; Metazoa; Arthropoda; Insecta; Diptera; Culicidae. The transcript is spliced from 12 exons.